CGCACUUUGCCCUCCUCAAGGACGACACACAUUCUCACGCUUGAGGACGGCUUACUUACCGAAAAGCAUAUAUCAAGGUGCUUUCUCCGAGCACAGAGGGCGUCUGUCAAUGAGUGGUUAAUGGGUAGAGAUGAGCGCCACCAGCAGCACCAGACUGAGCCCCAGUCCGAACUUGUUGCAGGUGAACGAGCCGAAGCGUUAUGGCUCCACGUUGUCGCUGGAGGAGAAGUGUGAGCAGUCUUUCUUCCUCUUUUACUACUACAGGAUGGAGGACGAGGCGGUGCUGGACCGGGGGGCGUCCUUAGUCAAGCACAUCUGUGACGAGGAGGAGGUAGAGGGUCACCACACCAUUUACAUUGGCGUGCGCGUGCCCAAGAGCUUUCGACGUCGCCGGCGUCACCGCCGGAGGACCGGCCACAAGGACAGGAAGGAGAGGUUGACGGAGAACACCUCUGACAAGUCCGACACAGAAAACAACGAUGAGCCCAGCAACAGCAUCCUCAAACCCCUCAUCUCACCAGCAGCCGAGAGGAUCCGCUUCAUCCUCGGGGAGGAGGAUGAUGGCCCGGCACCCCCACAACUCUUCACCGAGUUGGAUGAGCUGCUGUCGGUGGAUGGACAGGAGAUGGAGUGGAAGGAGACGGCCAGGUGGAUCAAGUUUGAGGAAAAGGUAGAGAAAGGUGGAGAGCGGUGGAGCAAACCCCACGUGGCGACAUUGUCCUUACACAGCCUGUUUGAAUUGCGGACGUGCAUAGAGAAAGGCACCAUCAUGCUGGACAUGGAAGCUUCCACUCUGCCUCAGGUUGUCGAGCUGAUCACCGACAACCAGAUAGAGAUCGGGCAGCUGAAGCCAGACCUGAAGGACAAAGUGAUGUACACGUUGCUACGGAAACACCGCCACCAGACCAAGAAGUCCAACCUGCGCUCUCUGGCUGACAUCGGCAAGACGGUCUCCAGUGCAAGUAGGCUGUUUUCCAACCAGGAAAAUGAUAGUCCCACCACAACCCACCGGAACCUGACCUCCGGCAGCCUGAACGACAUUUCUGACAAACCGGAAAAAGAACAGCUGAGGAACAAGUUCAUGAAGAAGUUGCCGAGAGACGCCGAGGCCUCCAACGUGCUGGUGGGGGAGGUGGACUUCCUGGACGCGCCGUUUGUGGCGUUUGUUCGUCUGCAGCAAGCUGUGAUGCUGGGAGCCUUAACGGAGGUUCCUGUUCCCACCAGGUUUUUGUUCAUCUUGCUGGGACCCAAAGGCAAAGCCAAGUCAUACCACGAGAUCGGCAGAGCGAUCGCCACGCUGAUGUCAGAUGAGGUCUUCCAUGACAUUGCGUAUAAAGCCAAGGACAGACAAGACCUGCUGGCCGGUAUUGAUGAGUUCCUGGAUGAGGUGAUUGUGCUUCCUCCUGGAGAAUGGGACCCCACCAUCAGGAUAGAGCCUCCAAAAUCGCUCCCGUCCUCUGACAAAAGGAAAAACAUGUAUGCAGGAGGGGACUCUCAGAUGAACGGAGACAUGCCCCAUGAUGGAGGUCACGGAGGAGGGGGACACGCUAUAGGGGAAGAGCUGAAGAAGACUGGAAGGUUUUGCGGGGGUCUCAUACUUGACAUCAAAAGAAAAGCGCCUUUCUUUGUCAGUGACUUCACCGAUGCAUUUCACAUUCAGGCCCUGUCGGCCAUUUUGUUUAUUUACCUGGGAACUGUGACAAACGCCAUCACCUUCGGUGGUCUGCUGGGGGAUGCUACGGAAAACAUGCAGGGUGUGCUGGAGAGCUUUCUGGGCACAGCCAUCACUGGCGGGGUCUUUUGCCUACUGUCGGGUCAGCCUCUCACCAUCCUCAGUAGUACUGGUCCUGUUCUGGUGUUUGAACGGCUGCUCUUCAACUUCAGCAGAGACAAUGACUUUGACUACCUUGAGUUCCGGCUGUGGAUCGGUCUGUGGUCGGCCUUCUUCUGCCUGGUGCUCGUGGCCACUGACGCCAGCUUCUUGGUUCAGUACUUCACCCGGUUCACUGAGGAGGGCUUCUCCUGUCUCAUCAGCUUCAUCUUCAUCUAUGAUGCCUUCAAGAAGAUGCUCAAGCUAGCUCACCACUAUCCCAUCAACUCUGAUUAUAAGUGGGAGUACGUCUUGCAGUACGACUGCCUCUGUAUGGCCCCUACUAUUCUAGAGAACAGUACAGACAUCAUUGGUGAUCCUGUAGACGGUACUUCAUUCUGGUUAUGGAACAACACUGAUCUGUCAAUGAACGGCACACGGUCAGCCCUCACAAGGACGGAGUGCCUGAAGUACAAAGGGGAGCUGGUGGGGAAGGCCUGCGACUUUGUCCCAGACAUCACCCUCAUGUCCUUCAUCCUGUUCUUUGGCACUUACACCUGCUCCAUGUGUCUGAAGAAGUUCAAGACCAGCCCGUUCUUCCCCACCACGGUGAGGAAACUCAUCAGUGACUUCGCCAUCAUCCUGGCCAUCCUCAUCUUCUGUGGAGUUGAUAUGCUGGUAGGAGUCGAUACUCCUAAACUAAUUGUGCCAAGUGAAUUCAAGCCAACAAGUCCUAACCGGGGCUGGUUUGUGCCCCCAUUCGGAGGAAACCCCUGGUGGGUUUACCUGGCAUCGGCUCUUCCUGCCCUGCUGGUCACCAUACUGGUCUUCAUGGACCAACAGAUUACAGCUGUGAUCGUCAACAGGAAGGAGCACAAGCUGAAGAAAGGGGCAGGUUACCAUCUGGAUCUGUUCUGGGUGGCUGUUCUGCUAGUGAUUUGCUCCUUCAUGGGUCUGCCGUGGUAUGUGGCUGCCACCGUCAUCUCUAUCGCUCACAUCGACAGUCUGAAGAUGGAAACAAAAACAUCGGCUCCUGGAGAGCAGCCAAAGUUCCUGGGCGUCAGAGAGCAGAGGGUCACUGGUGUGGUUGUGUUCAUCCUGACAGGACUGUCUGUAUUUAUGUCUCCUAUUUUAAAGUUCAUCCCCAUGCCUGUGUUGUAUGGAGUCUUCCUGUACAUGGGAGUUGCCUCUCUAAAUGGAGUGCAGUUUAUGGAUCGUCUCAAGCUGCUUCUGAUGCCAGCAAAACACCAGCCAGACCUGGUUUACCUGCGACACGUUCCCCUCAGGAAGGUCCACCUCUUCACCUUCAUCCAGGUCCUUUGCUUGGCUCUGCUCUGGAUCCUCAAGUCCACUGUGGCCGCCAUCAUAUUCCCUGUCAUGAUCCUCGCCCUGGUCGCCGUCAGAAAAGCGAUGGACUACAUGUUCUCCCAGCAUGACCUCAGCUUCCUGGACGAUGUCAUCCCAGAGAAGGACAAGAAGAAGAAGGAGGAUGAGAAGAAGAAGAAGAAAAAACGGGGCAGCAUAGACAGCGACGCCGAAGACGAGAGAAGUCCCCAUCAUUCCUUGAACGACACACGUCGUGCUGAGCAGCUCCGCUAUUACCAGGCCAACUGCUUGUCCAGCCCUGAGAUGAGUCCGCUGAAGUCUGUGCCUCAGAUUAGAAUAGACAUGGACCCAGACGAUGAUAAUUCGUUCUACUGGAGGAGCAGAGGAUCUGAAACAUCUCUGUAGCGCACUGAACCACCGGCUGGCGAAUCCUGCAGCACCCGCAAGAGAACUCCCUCUUUCUUUCACUGACUUAAAAUUGUUCUUUUUGACCCCAUUAUUUCAAGACUUUGUUUUGAAUAAGUGUUACAGAAAAAAGGGAACACACUAAAAGAAAAAACAAAAAACAAAACAGUUUAACAAAACAGAUAGAGAAAAAAAAAACCUUUUUCUUCUAUUAAUGAAGCCGUUUUAAAACCAUUUCCUUCGUCACACUCUUCUCCUGGUAUUUUUCUCACAGCUCCACAGUAAACAGUCUUUGUGUCCGACUCAAACACCGAUAAAUGUAACUCCUUACUACUCUUCUAUGCAACUCCUCCCACAUAUCGCUGAUCAACAGUAAAUGCUGCAGCUCUCUGACCAUGCAUGGAGUGCCCUCCCUGCUCUUUUUAUAUAAAUAUAUACACGUAAAUAUCUUCGGUCUGAAUUUUUAUAUAAAUUGAAUUACUCUAAUAACAUUUUCCUGUAGCAGGAAAAUUGUUUUCAUAGCUCUACCUCUUGUUUUAGAUUCAAUGCUUAUUAUGAACAAAUGCAACAUGUUGAUUUUUGACGCAGCAUGGGGUUUUGAUAUUUUCUCUCUGUCCUCUUGCAGAGUUGAAAUGAUUCAAGAGAUUCACUGUAUUAUAGCUUGUGAAGGAAAUGUGUGCAAAUAGAUAUUUUAAAUUAAUUAACAGUUAAUUCACAUUGCACAUUUCUAUGUGCAGAUGAGAAAUAUUUUUUAUCAUCACUUUUUGAUGCAGUUUUGAUUUCUUCACCUCCUCUUUCUAAUUUUCUGGAUCUUUCUUUCACAUGUUCACUUCAGAGCUUUUGUUACUUGUUUA
Molecule: messenger RNA, 4395 nt
Organism: Xiphias gladius (swordfish)
Lineage: Eukaryota; Metazoa; Chordata; Actinopteri; Istiophoriformes; Xiphiidae
Gene: slc4a4a
Product: solute carrier family 4 member 4a
Exons: 24
Coding region: 131-3541 (1136 amino acids)
Biological process (GO): regulation of intracellular pH; transmembrane transport; monoatomic anion transport
Cellular component (GO): basolateral plasma membrane; plasma membrane
Molecular function (GO): sodium:bicarbonate symporter activity; monoatomic anion transmembrane transporter activity; solute:inorganic anion antiporter activity
Source: RefSeq, a predicted model, not a curated record